Prorocentrum cordatum is the source of this 689-nucleotide messenger RNA. The record is from the annotation of a GenBank genome assembly. NCBI's taxonomy places the organism in Eukaryota, Dinophyceae, Prorocentrales, Prorocentraceae.
AUGGGCAGCGGCGCGGCAGGCCACGGCGAGAAAGGGCAGGGUCGCGCCGAGCGGGGGAGCGGCGGGUUCAAGCGCAAGCGGGGCGACAGCCGACGCCAGGCGGCCGGGGUCGGCCGGGGCUCCUUGGUCACAAGCAGCCAGAGCAUGGAGCACUCCAAACAGACCGGGCUCGAGUGCACCAGCGCGCUGGCCCUCACAGAUCGGCGGAAAACGUCCGCGCCGGCCAUCGCCGUGACGCAGGCGAUCUCCGACGGAGAAUGCGCCGAACUCGCCACUGAAACCCUCAGUUCGCACGGUAGCAGCAGCAGUUUCGAGGCCGAAGCCAAGGGCUACCGCGCGUGCGCGCGGGAGUUCCAGGCCGUGCAGCAGCAGGAGGAAGAGUUGAGGCGCUCGCUGCACCAGGCCAGGGUGGCCCUGCGGGCCGCGCGCGGCGGCGCAUGUGCGCUGAAGGAAGACGGCGCCGCCUGCGGAGCGGCGCCCGCGGCCUGCCGGAGGGGCGGCGACGGCACAGGCGGCGGCUGCAGCGCCCCGAGCCCUGGGCCCGCGCCGCUGCUGGGAGCGCUGCCCACGCCGGCGAGAGCCCGGCCCGGGCGGGCGGCCGCGCGGGGCUAGGGGGGCGCGCGCCGAGGGGCAGCGGCUUGUGUGUCCUCCGCAUCUUCCUUGCCCUCGCCUCCUCGUCCUCGUACUCC